AUAAAAAUAUCAUUUUGAUUUAAUAGAAACUUUUUCAUUGGUUGGGUUUUCCCGCUGUUAGACCCUAGUUAUGGUAACCCCAAUGAGAAGCUGUCAAAUUGCGCCCCAUUCCAAUUCACGCAAGAGGGGCAAACAAAAUAUUUUAUAAUACGAAUCUCAAUUUAAAUAACCUGUUUAAAAAUUAACACUAUAAACGUGCACCACUUUUGGACAUAAUUUGCAAUUUUAAUGAUAAAAUAACUAGUUCAUAUUUAAAAAUAAAAAAAGGGUUCGCUACAUAAAUUGGCGCUUAAAUGUAAAAUGGAUCUCCCAAGGUCGUUGAACAAAUGUCAAACAUCCAAUAUGGGGACUUUUGUACUUGCCUCGAUUGCUUGGGGGAUACCCUAACCGUAAUUUAGUUUCUACUAUGUAUUCGUGUGAUAUAAUGUGACGUACAAAUAAUUAAGUAAACACUGCGCAAUGAGGUUACGUUAAAAAUAACAAUUUAAAUUGUGUAAGCGAAUUCAUGCGAUUUUGAAUUACAAAAAUAUAUUUUUUUUAUGCUGAGGUGAUUUAUAUACACAAGUUAAAGAUGUCAGAAGCGUCGGCCUCGAAGAAGAUGAUACUUAAACCGAUAAUAAUUAAUAACAGGAAAAUGUAUCUUCAUCCGCCAAAAGUUUUGACCAAAUUGCCUUAUAGACCGAUUCAGCAAUACAAAGAUGAGAUCAUAUAUUCGUCGCCGGAUUGUGACUUUUUAAAGGGGGAGUCCCAGGAGGUAGUGAUAGUGAAUCGAAUGAAUUUGUAUAACAAGUCGUGUCGGACGGUCGCCAGGUGUACUAGUCGGGGAAUUUGCGUGGAAACUACGUCAGACAACGUCGCUGCUACUAUAGGACAGAAGAAUUACGAAACAGUGUUGUCUGCUUUAUCAUCCGUAUUCAAUGAGGAAACAAAAGUAAGAGGCAUUUUAGCAUUGUUGAGCCCGCAGAAAAAUUUUAACACCAUUGGGACACAGAGUAGUAUGGAAAUUACUGAGGUUAAGAAAGAAUGUGUGAGUACAUCAAGUCAAACUGUUGAUACCAGAUUAAAUUUGCUCCUUAAAGAAAGAAGGAAACGGAUACGAAGACCGUUAGCCCCGUAUGUAGUUACAGACAACGUGAAGAAAUUUGUGGUAAAUCCUAGUGAUGUGAAGAAAAACUUAACCAAAAAAAAGGCAGAAGAGAAAGUCCAACAAUUUAGAGAGAAAUCACUUCCAGAUUUAAAAGAAGUGAUUGACGAAGAUAGUAAUAUUUCGGAUGUCAGUAACAUAUCAGCGUCCAGUUGGCCAAGUGUUCCUGGGAUUCUUGAAAACACAGAGAAGUUUCUGGACCAGAUAGACAAAGUAACAGAUAGAACACUAAAUUCUACGGAGAUCAGACUGCGAGACGGUAGUGUUAUAAUGAUACCGAUUAAACCUGAGGAUGAGUUCCAUAUCGCUACUCCAGAGGUCCUCAAAAAUGUGACACAUGAGGAAGCGUUGAAACUUAUAUGGCAUCAGACAUUCAUUGACUUCAAAUUGUGCUUGGAACAGGAUGAAGAUGGAUAUUACCCUCUCCAUAUCGCAGUGCUACACAAUGAUGUGGACCUUGUAAGGAGACAGUGCGCAUCGUUGCGAGCUCGACAUGAAUCCGUCGAUAUACCCGCAGGUGGCUUGUCGGCUCUCCACAUGGCGGUGCGACAGAACGUUUCCGUCGCCUGUACCAAUAUACUUCUUCAAAAUGGCGCCGAUCCACUCCUCUGCGACCAGGAGAGGCGUUGCAGCUUACAUAUGGCUGCUGAAAUAGAUUCACCACAGCUGAAGACGUUGCUGGCUUACUGCGACACACACGCUAGGAGCGUGCUCAAAAACAACCUAGAUUUCUGGCGACCCGAACUGGAAUCCAAGUCGGACAACGAACUUACAAGAUUAAUGUAUAACUGCAUUAGCGAGAUGUUUGAUGACCAAGGUUACAAUCCGCUAAUGAUAGCAGCGGAGGCAGCUAUCCCUUUGAACGUGUCCCUGCUCGCCGACCGCGCCGGCUCGCUCAUCGACGCGCCGUCGGCCGACUGCGGCGCCACCGCGCUCUACCGCGCCGUCGCCAGAGCUUGCCUGCACGCCAAGGAUACUGGCAAUACGACAACAACACCAGAAAAAUACGUCAAAACCAUAGAGAUCUUAGUAGAGCACGGCGCUGACCCGAGCAUAGAGAAUCAGUUUGGUUCAUCCGUAAACACUUUACUGACAGAAUUCAACAUUGGUUCUCUUUCCAUGACCAUAGCCAAUAAAAUGACCGCUGUAAAACAUGGUCGUUUCGCCCGGGAUAGAUUAAAUAUGAUUCUAUUUAAAAAUAACGAUGGUAGCUUAGAUUACAAAGAUAUAAAUAAUGUGACAGAUAAAACACCGAGGACAGUUGAAACUGGACUUCAUGCGGUCAUAACUGUUGAUGUUCCCGAGAAAAAAGGUAAAAAGUCAGAAAAAAAUGUAAGUAUAUCUGAUAUUCGUACAGAUUCAGAGAAACCUUUAAAGCUAGGAAUCAAAACUGAAGUUUUAAAACAAGUACACACUGAUAGUAAAAUAAAUUAUAAAGAAAUAGACACAAAUAUAUUAGACAAACUUAAACCAGAAACUGAUCAAGAUUUAAUAAUGCAACAAGUUAAACUAGGUAACAUUAUCAUAAAACCAAAAACAGAUGUGAAUAUAAAUGAUAAUGACGCAAGCAAAACACUUGAACUUGAGAGAAUAGCCGCGCUUAAAGUACAUAAAAUUAAAGAUGGAACUCAGAGAAGUAAUGUUACUUUUAAAAGAUUAAGCUCAGGAAAAAUGAUAGCAAUAACUAAAACGAAACCACCAGAAGGCGUUUUACCUCCAAACUCAGAUAGAAAAUUUAACUUUAUUAAAAUUAAAUCUGCACCAAAACCUGUAGUUAAUAACGAUAAAAUUGUACAAAAAAGUAAUAUGACUCCAAAUAAAUCAACAGAAUUUGAUGAAACAAGAUCUGCGAAAGAAAGAAAAACGGGAAAUGUAGUUAUAGUCGAAAAUGUUCCAGUAAAAACAGAUUUUCCCAUGCCUAAUAUGACACCUAGUACUAGCAAAACCGCUAAAGCUAGGGAUAUAGUUAUAUCACCUAAAAUCUUACCUAGAGACCUGACUAAUGAUCUAGAACCUAAAGAACUUAGUAUGGAUGAUAUUUCUCCGAAAAUAAUCAUAGGAAAGGAGGACGUUGAAACCGUGAAAAGUUUUAGAAAAAGAAAGUUAUUGUAAGAAUGAAUUUAACAUAUUUACUUGGUAGCUGAUGUAUAUUAUAUUUUAUAUAGAUUAGAAAUUCAUGGAUGAGAUCGAUUUUGUUGGGCGAUGCGUAGCAGAGUCCGAAAACGAAGACGAAUCCAGGAAUUGCUAUUCUUGCCGAGGCAUGUAUAGUCUGUCAAGCAAAGUAUGUCAGUAGCAAUGUACAGCAAAGUGAAGUAUAGCAACACUCAAAAAGCAGUGUUGCGUUGGUAUUGCGCUAGGAAAAGCAGCAAUGUACGUCGAACCAACAUGUUUUAACAUGUUGGUUCGACGUACAAUAACAUGUUUUAUUAUCAUCUUCAUAACCUCUAAUUUUACAAAUAUUAACGUUUAACGAGCGUGUUUGUAUAUUGUAGGCACCUUGACCUUGCUUAAGUUCAUGUACAAGCUUAUUUAAUAUAUUGGUGACAGCAGAAAUUUCUCUUGAAAUAGCAACGAUUCAGAAUGUAAAAAAACAUGAUGGCUGUCAUUCACUAUCCACAUUCCACAGAUAAAACACAGAUGACACGCGAUUUUGGAAUUAUUCGAAAACAGUGUACUACUGACAAGAUUUGCUUGACCAAGUAUAUAGUGCUCAUCUCCAAACAUGCGACAAAACAAAAAAACUAAUCAUUAUGUAAGCAUCAAGCAUUACUCCAAUCGAACCUUCACAUCAAAAACGUAAACAAACUGUUUCCCUUUUUAAUUAUAAAUAUAUCUAUGCGUCAAGUGGUCUAAAACCUAGUUGAGAAUUAGGUCUUUAGACAGAUAAUUUUGCAUAAUGUUGUGUAGAUUCGGUUAUUUUCAAAUACUUCAGAACGUCAGGUAUUUUCGAAAAUGGACUAACACCAAGAAGGUAUGGGUGAUUUUUCGAAUGGGGUUUCAACUGUCACAGCUAUACAUAGAUGACGCUGGCAUAAGUUUUAUUCUAUGAAUUUUGGCUUAAAAAAGUAGCAUCCAGCCUACAAUUUUUUUUAACUCUUCGUAAGACUGACGGCUUACGAACUUAUGCUGGCGCCAUCUGUAAUAUACUGCGGCGAACCCCAUUACAUGACAUUGGGCAUUACCCAAAUACACUUUAUAAUAUUAUAUAUUAUUAUUAUUUGACUGCGACACUAACGGAUGCUAUUUAGUGAAAUACAAUAUGUGGUGAUGCUAAAGAAAGGACGCUUGGCACAAGAAAUUUCGUUCACUGACCCGUAUGCUUCUAUAUAUAGCAAGCGCGUAAUUAUAUUGCUACCCCUCUCAUGAUGCCGACGUUAAGGCAGUGCUGCCAGGUGUGUGGAAGAGAAUUAUCGUAUUUGAGUGUCCAAAUUAUCGCACCGUUGGAAAAAAAUAUCGUAGGUCUAUCAAAAAGACAGUACCCCAAAAAUUACUUGCCAAAUAAGCUUAAAUUUUCAAUAUAUAAUCAAUAAAAACACAAUUAUCGUCUUAAUUUUUCAAAAAUAAGUUUUAUAUUUGUGUAAUUUUGUCUUGCACUAAGGAGCCGAAUACCCAAAAGGUGCUAAUUUUAGCCUAUUUCUGAGGGAAAGUGUCAUAUUUUGCUUCAAAUACUAUACUUUUGGGUGGCAUCGUCCAAGGGCUGAAAUUAUCGUACUUUUGCGAACGAUAAUGCUCUUUCGAACGUACAUCGUACCGGAGCCCAAAUGAUCGUACAUGUACGAUAACUAUCGUACUCCUGGCAACAUUGCGUCAAGAACACUGCGCGAGCGAGACAGCAAUAUAAUUAUAUGCGUGCGAUAAAGAUAGGAACACGCGGGUCAAUGUUCGAAAUUCCUUUUGUGCUAAGUGUCUUUUCUUUAGUAAAAUUAUGACCGAAUGAUUUAUUUAUCUCACAAUACAAUUAUUUACUGAACAUAAAUUUACAUUUUGAUGAUUUUUUAUACGAUUUUUUUUUGAGAUUCUCAAGGGACUUAAUAUAAUAAUAAAAAAUAAAUUAACUGUAUCAGCGAACCAAAGAUAAUCUGGCUUAUAUCACGAAUCUCCUUAUUUAAAAUGUAUAUGAAUUCUUAUAAAAUAGUACGUAAUAUUAACUUCUUAUAAAAAUAUUAAAUUUCAAAGUUACCUAUACACAUUGAUUUUAACUUUAAAACCACCAUUUAAUUAUAAUUAUUAUUAAUUACACACUUGCAUUCUCUAAGUCAACAGCUAUAAAGAUCUGUUCAUAUGUUAUUUCAUUUGUAUUAUCUCCUUUUCGAGAUUCUUUAGUACCCAAGUACCUAUUUAUACACUUCUAUGACGAAAGUGGACGGCCGCUUCUCCAUACCAACGUUGUUCCCUUUUUCCUCUCUGGAUAUUGACAUGGAAAAUAUUUUACAGUACAUAUGGUGCUAGUUUACCGCACUAGUGCGCAAAUUAGCAUAUUACGUUACUGUGUCAAACACUUAAAGGGCCAUAUGUACUGUAAAACGUUGUACGAUACAUGUGCGAAUAGGUAAUUCGCAACUCGUGUCGAUUUAAAACACUCCCUUCGGUCGUGUUUUAAUUUAUCGCCACUUGUUUCGAAUUUCCUAUUUUUCGCUCUUGUAUCGUAAUGUACUAUUAACAUAAUUUGAUGUAUAUUAACAAUAGCUAUGCCCCUACGAUGACUUAUUUCGAUUAUUUAAUUAUUGUGAAAAUUAGGAGCGAAAAACAGAUUUCAUACAAAAUUUUAAAUUCUCCUAA
Messenger RNA from Cydia pomonella (codling moth), 5923 nucleotides. RefSeq lists its product as uncharacterized. The coding region runs from base 572 to 3256 and encodes 894 amino acids. Gene Ontology annotation, molecular function: protein binding. The record is from RefSeq and is a predicted model, not a curated record. Lineage: Eukaryota; Metazoa; Arthropoda; Insecta; Lepidoptera; Tortricidae. The transcript has 6 exons.